AUGUCCGAGAUGGUAAAAAAUCCAAGAGUGUUACAGCUAGAACAGGAAGAGGUGAGGCGAAUCUUCCCAAUCGGCAAGGAAAAUGUUGAUGAAGAUCUACCCAAUAAGCUAACCUACUUGCACGCAAUUAUCAAAGAAACAUUACGAUUACAUCCUGCCAGCCCGUUAGUCCUCUCGAGAGAAACCAGAGAGACCGUACCGAUCUAUGGGUUUGAGAUCCCUGCCAAGACUAGAGUCCUAGUCAACGUCUGGGCCAUUGGAAGAGACCCUAGUUACUGGAUGGAUGCCGAAAAGUUUUGUCCAUAA
Linum tenue is the source of this 306-nucleotide messenger RNA. The record is from the annotation of a GenBank genome assembly. NCBI's taxonomy places the organism in Eukaryota, Viridiplantae, Streptophyta, Magnoliopsida, Malpighiales, Linaceae.